Molecule: messenger RNA, 1634 nt
Organism: Egretta garzetta (little egret)
Lineage: Eukaryota; Metazoa; Chordata; Aves; Pelecaniformes; Ardeidae
Gene: DNAL4
Product: dynein axonemal light chain 4
Exons: 4
Coding region: 934-1254 (106 amino acids)
Biological process (GO): microtubule-based process
Cellular component (GO): dynein complex
Molecular function (GO): dynein light intermediate chain binding; dynein intermediate chain binding
Source: RefSeq, a predicted model, not a curated record
CGCCAGCCCGUGGGGCAGCCCCCGGUGGCCUGCCUCGGUCUGUGGCCCUGAGCAGGUCUCGGGGAGAAGCUGGGUACCAAAGUGGCUCCUGGGCCCCCCAGCAACUCUGUGUGCUUGGCAUAAAUGCUUGAUCUGUGUGGUGUUGCCUGACCCUGUGUUUGUUUUGGUUUCCCUUUAAUAUGGGGCCACCCUUCCUUUCUCUGGGCAAGAGAGGAAGGUGUUUUGUUCUGGAUAAGAGAACCAGAGGGAAGACCACGGUGAAAUGUCCUGAAUCUGCCUGUCAGACAGUGCUGUGCCUCUGUGUUGCCUAAGUAGAGGCUGGUUGGUAAUUAGUCCCAGAGGCAUGGUCAAGCAUUUUUCCCAUAUGGUCCUCCCUAGCUGACAAAUGCUCAGGGAUAUGAGGAGCGUGUGCACAAACCAGACCAAGAUGUUCCUGCUAAACACUUCCGUCCAGACGUGUAUGCUGAUCCUGUUCCCAAAAUACUCUUAUCCUUUGCUUGUCAUGCACGGUUUGAAACUCUCGCAGAUAAUAGUGUCCUGGGAAAAUCCUUUUGGAAUUAAUCAAUAGACAUAAUGGCUUCAUGUAUUGUUCUCACCUCCUUGUUGGAAGCUGUACCCUGUCUCGGCUCUUCCCUCAAGCUUGAUUGGUGCUUCUGGGAAAGUGCUGUGCUCUUGAAACCUCGUUUAUGGAAAAUGAUACAUUUUUAAAAUAUUUUGACAUUAAUGGUCUGUAAGAUAACUCUCUAAGUGUGCAGCAUGUGAAGAUGGUGCUGAGAAACAACAGUGUCCUCUGGGCUGAGAAAUAUCCCCCCCUGCUGAAGCUGCUCUGCCCAUAUUUGCAGAGCCGCGUUCCUCUCAGCUGUCUGCGCUGCAGCAACUUGCUGAGCUCCAGGCAUCCCCUCCGCCCCUUCCCGGGGUCACUGUGGAAGGACCAUGGCAGACACCGGGGAGGGGAAAAAGGAGGAGGCUGAUUAUAAAAGACUUCACAGCUUUCCACUGAUCAGGCACACAGACAUGCCAGAGGAGAUGCGUGUAGAAGCCAUGGAGCUCUGUGUCACGGCGUGCGAGAAAUACGCUACCAACAACGAGAGCGCUGCCAAGAUGAUCAAAGAGAUGAUGGACAAGAAAUUUGGGUCCUCCUGGCAUGUGGUGAUUGGGGAAGGUUUUGGCUUUGAGAUCACUCACGAGGUGAAGAAUCUGCUCUACAUGUUCUUUGGUGGCAGCCUGGCCGUGUGUGUCUGGAAGUGCUCCUGACAUCUGGCCGGGUCCCAGACUGACUGCAUACAAGAGAUUUCUUCCUUCUCUUGACAGGUUUUGUACAAUCUGGAGGUGGGGCUUUAUUUUUAAUAGAUAAACGUCAAGAUUUUUUUUUUUCAUAUUGACGUAACAGUUCCGUGGGAUACAUAUAGUUGGUGCGUGUGUGUGUAUAAACUUGCUAAGCCGUCCUGUCCUUGCUUGUGGGAUUUCUCAUCUGUCUGUGGCUCUUUCCUUGGUGUUUGAGCCGAGGCAGGAAGGAGGUGGGGAGUAGGUAAUCUCACGACACGCUGCGGAGCCGUGCAGCAGCGCGAGGAGGGGGAAGCAAAAGAGAAAAGGUGCUAUCUAGCCCUAUGGAUUUUUUUUCCUCCCACUUGUUC